Messenger RNA from Myiozetetes cayanensis, 1131 nucleotides. It is a transcript of the gene CCDC9, whose product is annotated as coiled-coil domain containing 9. Lineage: Eukaryota; Metazoa; Chordata; Aves; Passeriformes; Tyrannidae. The annotation marks the transcript as partial. The transcript is spliced from 11 exons. The record is from RefSeq and is a predicted model, not a curated record.
GACUCUGGGGGGGCUCCCGGGGGUCUCAGAGCUCGGGGAUUUUUUGGGGGGGGUGUCCGUGGGGGUCUCUGGGUGGUCUGUGACCCCCCCUGGCCCCCCCAGGCGGCCGCCCUGGAGAAGGAUGCCGAGCUGGAUCGCCGCAUCGCCGCCCUGCGCAGGAAGAACGAGGCGCUGGUUCGGCGGUACCAGGAGAUCGAGGAGGAUCGGCGGCGGGCGGAGCUCGAGGGGGGGGCUGUGACGUCCCGACCCCCCCCCCGCAGAGGGGGGGACAGAGACCCCCAGGGACCCCCACGGACAAGAAGCCCCAGGACCCCCAAAUCUCAGGGCGCCUCCGCGGGGAGGAGGGGGCUCGGGGCCCCCUGGCCCCUUUGGGGGUCCUGGGGUCCUGGGCCCGAGACCCCGGGGAAGGGGAGGGGCGGGGGCGACCCUGGACCCGACAGGAAAACACAGGAGUGGGAGCAGCGGCGGCUCCAGAACAUCGAGCAGAUGAACGAGGAGAUGGAGAAAAUCGCCGAGUACGAGCGGAGCCGCAGGGAGGGGGUCCCUGAGAAGAACCCAGUUCGGAAUUUCCUGGACGACCCCCGACGCUGCGGCCCCGCCCUGGGGGGGGAGGGGCCCGGGGGGACCCCCCGGAGACACACCCGGAACUGGGGGGGACCCGACUUCGGAAAGGUCACGGCGGGGGGUCGUCACAGGAGCCCCAAGGGUGGUGGGGGGCCCCCCCUGGACCCCACGCUGUGGAUGACGGGCCGGGAACGCGCCGAGUACGAGCGCUGGAAACGGGAACGGGAACGAAUCGACCGCGAGCGCCUCGAGAGGCACCGAGACCCUGGGGGGGCCUGGAGGAGGGAGUGGGACGCCCAGAAACCCCAGGAAAUGAUGCACGACGACCGCUGGGAGCCAGAGCCGGAGCCCCCCGAGGACCCCCAGACCCCCCAGGCCCUGGAAAACCCCCUGGAAAAGCCCCUGGAAAAGCCCCCCCGGCAUUCCCAGAGCGCGGAGGAGGACGAGGAUCAGUGGGAGGACCUGGACGAGGACGAGGAGGAGGAGCCUGGAGAGACCCCCAGUGUGUCGGGGGUGGAAAUCACGGAUUUCCAGCGGGACGAUCCAGCGACCCCCCCCCAACUGUGA